CUCAUAAAUCACUGACAAGAUGUAUCUUCGCAACCUUGGCAUUGAUCAGUCACCUGGAACUAUACUGAAGCCGUUUGUACCCCGAGGACCUAUCAGGGAAGUUGAAUUUUCCCCUUCAGAGCUUAGAACGCUGAAGGACUCCACUGACACGCUGACAAGGGCUGCUCUGCAGCCACAAGGUGAAUUGCUGUCAGCAGUUGAAAUUACGCAAACAAGUUUUAACUCCAGCACUUCCACUCUCAGUAUGGCUAUACCAAUGAAUUCAGAAGUUGGCUCUGAUAUUCUGUCACCCUGUGAACUCUCUCCCCGCUUCUCAAGAUCUUUUGGAGACAAACCAGUGAGUCAGUGCAGUAUGUCAUGCCACCAACUGGAGAUAACUGCUCUGCUUUCUACACGACAGGAGGCAGAGUGUUCAGCUGUCUCCAAACUAACUGAACCAAACUGGCAGCUGCAGACUGUUUCACCUGACUGCCCUUCUGACAGAGAGAGUCCCAUGCCUGUUGCAAAAAGUGUUCAGGACCUGCUAGCUAAAAAUGAGUCAAAAGAUGUGAAUAGCAGCCUGCAGAGAUGGACUGACAGUUCUUUGGCUGGAGUUGAAAAUGAAAUGGAAGGUGAUAGAGGAUCACAAACUUCAAGUGUAGGUAGUAAGAGAAGUAAGGGUCAAGAAAGCGAUUCUUCGAUUAGAUCUGAUGCAUUGCAAGAAAUACAUAAGCUUUUGGCAGAGGUAGAGGGUAUAGCUGACAGGUGGUGUGAUCCUGUCUCUUCCACUGCCUCUUCUAGGGAAACUGGCGAGUCUUCCCCAGUUCUGAUUAGAAAGGAGGAUGGCCCUGAAGAUUGCAGGCUAGUGAAAGACAACAUCCCUCAGUGUCAGAGGAUACUGUCGUGGGAUGAGACUAUGACCCAAAGAAGUAUGCAGGAAAAAGGGUCAGUAAUAAAGCCUCUGAAUUCUAACACAGGCAAUUUAAGAUGGGAAAAUUCUUUUGAAGUCAAUUUGUGCAAUAUUGAAGAGAUGAUGAAGGAAAUGACCAAAGAGUUGAGGACAGGAAAAUCUGUAGGAAGGUCUGAGCCAGAAGGCUGUAGUAGUGUAACUACAGACAGAAAUCAACCUGGUUUUGUGGGUCUUACUCACAGCAGUGGAAGUAGCGAAGUCAGCUCUGGAAGAACUUCAGAGUUGGGGAAUCCUUCUUCCUCAGAGCCUCUGCGCAGUGUUGUCGAUGUUGCAGGAGGCUUCCAGAGCAUGUUGUCUAAAGCUUGUGUAGCUGGAAGCAAAGCAGGAGGCAUGCGAGAGAGCAAUGACAGUAGCAGUGGAGAUUCACUAGCUGCCUGUGUCAAAAACCUUCUGAGAAACGGAUCACCUGUGAUACAUACAACACAAAUUCUGAAGAGUGCAGAUGAAGAGGAGAAGAAAGCACGAGCAUGGGUGAAGCUAAAACUGGCCAGCCAAUCUCAGGAUUCUGUGUCAGACUCAGAAAAGAACCAACGAAGAAUCGAGGAAAUAAAGGCAGAGCUGCUUCUGAGUGCCAAGAAAUCUGCAGUAGUCAAGGAUCCACGGGUAUGUGUUUUGGAGGCUGCUUCUGAGUAUAGCCAUAAUCAGGAACAGGACAUAGUGCGUUUAAAAGCUCCAAGUGACAAAAGAUUUCAAACUGACAAACAAACACAAGCCAUCAGGACUAAGGACCUUUUAGAGUCGAGCUUACGACAAGCUGUGCCGUUAUAUAGAGCUGAUCCUUCCGAUUGUUGCCUGCUGAAGGAUAUGCAGUUUAAAUCUUUGAGUACUGUUCAAACACCUACCUGCAACCAACAUCAAACAGUUGCAACUAGUCGUUCUGAUGCUGCUGUUGAAGUUCAUCCACCAUUGCAGAAGGAAUGGGACAAGUGUGCAGUGAGGUCUGCAGCUGCUUCCAAUAUGCAAAGAGAAGUCCAUUUACCAGCUCAGAAGAAGCUGUCUGUGGAAAAGUGUUCUGAAGAAAUGGCUAAGCAAAUUACUUCUAUCACCUUUUCAUCCCGAAAACGUUUGCAGUCACCAUUGACUUCCAUGGCACUCAGCAGUAGUCUUACUAGAGAUGGUCUUGAUGGGAUAAUGCCUUUGGAGGUUGACUCUGCUAGCACUGAGGAACAGAGCCAUGGCAAACACCACUGGGAAGGAUCUAAGACUUGUCCUCCUUCAAGUCCAAUGCUUGCUGGCUCAGUGUCUAAUGAGAUUGCUUUUACUGCUGAGAAAGACAGGUUUCAUCAUGUCUCUGCUGACAGUAACAAAGUUGGAGCUUAUCAAGAAACAGACUGUUUGUCAGAUCAGGAUUCUGUAAGCAUCCAUGCUGAUAAAAGACAGACCCUUAGCACAAAAAAUUCUGAUGUUCUGCCUGAACAUGUGACUGAAUUGGGCAGGCAUAGUGCCAGACUCGUGGAGCUUGAUUGUGAUACAAGAUUCAGUCAAGAAAUGAAUAGGUUUAAUGAACCGCAUUCUAUAAGUGCUUACCAGCAGGAGAAAAACAGCCCACCUGGACACAUCCAGUUGCGUGAGAGCUUAGAAGGUUCAGAUCCAGCCAUACAAGCUGAUUUGCUGAAGGGCCAUAUUAAGUUAUUAGAAGAAGAGAAGAAAAGUUCUUCUGAUGAAGUACCUCUCAUUCAGAAAGGGGUUGCGAGAGAGCAAAUCGGUACGUCUCGCCAUUCAUCUAUGGAUGAGAUUUUAUCCACCACUUCUGUAUCUCCUUCAUCACCAGUUAAGAAAGUACUGUCUUGCGUCCACGUAACUCUUUCCUCAAAGUGUAAUAACUCAGAGCUGCAUAGUGAUGUGAAUACUGAAAAAGAGAUGAGAUCGUGGGAUAAACCUGAAGUUAAUACUCAACCAGUGUCUUUAAAAACUCCAGAAACUUUAAUAGAAGCUGUUUCUAAAUUAUCAGCUGCUGACCCUAUUCCAGAAGAUCAAAGAUCUUCAUCUUUCCCAAUGCCAGUGUCUUCAGCAGAUCCCUGCCUAGUGGUUUCCUCUGUUACAAGCGCAGCAGGGCAAGAGCUGCCUCUGCAAAGCAGUGAGAGACCACAAGUCACUGUUCUGGGUUCAGGGGGAUAUAGUCUGAAGAAUAUCUUCAACUCUGUAGUUCCUGCAAAAACUGGGAAAAGUACUUCUGAUGCUACCACUCAGAUAACAACAGAAAGUCCUGAAAAAACAACCUUUUCAGCAGAAAUUUAUGUUAAUUCACGAGACAGUGAAAAUGCUGUCUACCAGUCGUCUCUCCAGAAAGCACAUGAACUUCCUAACAAUACAACUUCAUCUCUUAACAUUUCCUCUUUCCCAAGGCAGGGUGAUCAGCCCUUAUUGCUGCCAUAUAAACCUUCUGGAAGUACUGGGAUGUAUUAUGUUCCUUAUCUAAAGGCAGGAUCUAAAAUUUCUCCAGUUGGGUCAGAAACCAGUGUUGAGAGCUCUCACUCAGGGUCAAAUGAUGCUCUUCCUCCAAGGUUUCCGGCAAACGUGCUCGGUUUAAGGGAUGAUAAUCCUCCAGACAGUACGGCUAUCAAGCAUAAAGAAGGAAACUACAGUAAGAGGACCAAGCCCAAGCUAGCCUGGGCUGAGGAGCAAAUGAUACCACUGGAAGCUUCCCCAGAACACACAGAUCAUUCAAAGUCCAUAAAAACCACUCAUUCAGUCUUCAAAUCUGCACCGCUCUACCUUCAUCAUCCAAUGCCUGUGUGUGAGAGCUACUUCCUGUCUAACAGCGAGCUGUCAGAAGACGGUUCUGGUAUUGGACAUGCUGGACCUUCCUCAAGUGUUGUCUUGCAGAAUCGGAAAAAAGCACAUCGUCAUCAAUGUAUUUUCUCUGUUCGUCAUAAAAAAGAUGGUGAAAAUGAAUUCUUUCCACUCACUGCAGAAGAAGAUUACAGCAAGAAUGAGGAUCUAAAUGUUAGCACGUCUCUGGGGAAUGAAACAUCAGGGAAAGAGCUACUUCAACGUGGCAGAAGAGAAGCAGAACAAAAGGCAGCUAGAAAUUAUCCUUUGCCACGUAGCCAAACAACUUGCCUAAAUGAGAAUGUGGAGAAAGACCUACCACCGAGACAGAGAACCCAGUCCAGUAGUAGCUUAGAUGAACUCUGGAUUAAGUUUUUGGAGUGCCAGAAGAGACACCAGCACCAUGAUUUUAGGAGUAACGGUGAGCUGUCACUUGUUGAACGCCUCGAUCGAUUGGCCAGGGUCCUUCAGAAUCCCAUUAGGCAUACACUAAUACCAACAAAAUCUGAAAAGAAAAUAAAGGGAAGAGAACAGAAGAGAAUAAGACUGCCAGAGAAGAGCAGGUCUGAAAGUACUUUCAAGCCUAAUGCAACCCAUGUUGAAGAAAGACCACGUAUCACCCGUGAUAAAAAUAACCUUGUUGAGCUUGGGAAAAAUAGGUCAGGAGAAAAAAUUAUCUGCCACAUGAAUAAAAUUUCGGAGCACCAGCAGUACCUGGAAACUCCUAGUGACACUUCUUCAGAGGCAAGGCUCAGUACAGAUCAUGGCACCACGAUCAGUUCUACCACCUCAGAAUCAGAUGUGGUGACCCAAACAGAGAUGGAAACUGCUACUCAGACUGAGGUGAGCAGUUCCAUUUCCACCAUUGAUACUGCCAGGCUGAUCAGGGCUUUUGGGCAUGAAAGAGUGCGGGUGUCACCAAGACUCUCCCAGCUUUAUUGUACCAUCAACCACCAGAAAAGUCGCUCUGAAAAGUGGGACAAGGGAAGUGGCAAAGCAGUGGGUGUAGAAUAUCCAAAGGUUACUUCUGAGAGACACAGGAAAAGGAAAGAGAUCCAGAAUGCAGUCUCAUCGGGAUCAACUUCUGUAAGCAGCAGUUCUUGGGGGCCAAGCUCUGCUCUUAGUAACAAGCGACGGACACGGAUGCUAAACAAAGGUAUCCAAGCAGGAGACUUGGAGAUUGUGAACAGUGGAACUAAGAAAAAUACUCGAGAUGUUGGUGUGACUUUUCCUACCCCAAGAUCUAGCCAGCCAAAUCAAUGGCCACAGGAACCCUGGCAUUGUGUUGAUGGUAAUUUUGGAGAGUCAGAUGGUAUGGUCACAGAUCAUCAGGCAGCAGGAAGCAAGAGUAAGCAGAAGGGACAGCCAGGCAAUUUUUUCAUGGAGAAAAGGACGAAAAGGAGCAGGCUGCAUGUACCACAAGGGAUUUCAUGGUUUGUCCAAGCAGAAGACUUGAAAUCUGAAUCUAGGAAAGAAAACCAUUCCAAUUCCUUUUCUGGUCCCGGUCCAUCUUGGUUUGAACCAUUGACCAGCACAAAGCCUUGGAGAGAGCCUCUCCGAGAGAAGAACUGGCAAGAGCAUCAGCACAGCAACAUGAUUCAGCCAGCAGUUCCAGAAAGAGAUGCUGCGAACAGGUCCUUGCGGCCGUUUGUGAAGCUUACGCUGCAGGAGGCUCUUGCAGUGCAUCGCCCUGAUUUCAUCUCCCGCUCUGGAGAGCGUGUGAAGCAUCUGAAGCUUGUAAUGGAGGAAAGGAGGAUACAGAGUGUACUGCAGUCUGAACGAGAAGAGCUGUUUAAUCCUCCAGAGAAAAGAAAGGGCUACAGGAAUGCAAGUCACAUGCUGUCCGACAGAGGUUUUCUGAUUAGAGAAAAGAGAAGAACAAUUCCAAAGAGUGAAAUGGUUCAAAGAUCUAAACGGAUCUAUGAGCAGCUGCCAGAGGUGCAGAAGAAGCGAGAGGAAGAGAAGAGAAAAAUGGAAUACAACUCAUACCGCCUGAAAGCACAGCUUUACAAAGCGAAAAUCACCAACCGUGUCUUAGGGAGGAAGGUGCCUUGGAACUGAUAAAGAUCCCCUGUUCAAAUGAAGGUGUACCGUACUUAGUAAACUUGCAGCAUAAACGAGAUUGUGAUGCAAAAAAGAUAAUGCAGUAAAUACUUGUGCAGUGUAUGUUUUGGGGUAUUCAGUUUUGUUACUUUUGUACUAACAUAAUCUUGCCAUAUUUGAGAAUCAAUCACUUGAUAUUUAAAUAAAUGGCUGGUUUUUGUAGUGGUAUUAAUGCACUUCCAAAGUAAACAUAGUUUGGAAGUACUUGGUUCAUAAUACAUAUGUAAUUACCUGAUUGGAAUAGCAGUUUUAUAUAUUUAUUUUAAAUUGUUUCUAACAAUGAUUUUUUUAUUUCCUAUCUCGAUGUAGAAAACUUACUUGUAAUGUUUUGUACUGCAAAAAACCCUUAAAUAAAUAACAUCAGAUCGGUUUGUAGUAA
Aquila chrysaetos chrysaetos is the source of this 6203-nucleotide messenger RNA. Its product is annotated as Alstrom syndrome protein 1. The transcript is spliced from 15 exons. The record is from RefSeq and is a predicted model, not a curated record. Bases 20 to 5782 code for a protein of 1920 amino acids. Gene Ontology annotation, biological process: regulation of centriole replication. NCBI's taxonomy places the organism in Eukaryota, Metazoa, Chordata, Aves, Accipitriformes, Accipitridae. Gene Ontology annotation, cellular component: cytosol; centriole; centrosome.